Messenger RNA from Melanotaenia boesemani (Boeseman's rainbowfish), 1572 nucleotides. RefSeq names its product ornithine decarboxylase antizyme 1b (gene oaz1b). Gene Ontology annotation, molecular function: ornithine decarboxylase inhibitor activity. Lineage: Eukaryota; Metazoa; Chordata; Actinopteri; Atheriniformes; Melanotaeniidae. The record is from RefSeq and is a predicted model, not a curated record. Gene Ontology annotation, biological process: positive regulation of protein catabolic process. Gene Ontology annotation, cellular component: cytoplasm; nucleus.
UCUGACCGAUCAUUACCAAGCCGAGAAAGCAGAGUGAAGUCGGCCAGUCGUGUGUCUAUCCGAGGCCGGAUGGUAAAAUCCAACCUCCAGCGGAUCCUAAACAGUCAUUGCUUUGCUCGUGAGAAAGAAGGAAAACAGCAACCCUUUACUACCAUGGCGAAUAUAAGUAGUGGUAUCUGUGACAUGAUUGGGAAUCUGUCCCUGCACUGUAGUAGUACCCGCGGCCCAGGGCCUCUGUGGUGCUCCGAUGCCCCUCUCCCACCCCUGAAGAUCCCAGGUGGGCGAGGGAAUGGCACACGGGAUCACGCUCCUUUGGCUCGGCCGCUCUAUACAGACCGGAAGUUGACCGUAACAGAAGAACCAGCAGGAAAUGGGCGGCCAGGGAUUCUCCACUUCCAAAGUCAUCCCACAGUUACCAAGAUGAUACAAUGGGAUGCUGUCCUAAGCAGCGGCGCACUCUAUGUGGAGAUUCCUUUUGACCCUCUUCCUGAAGGCAGCAAGGAGAGUUUUGCGGCUCUCCUGGAGUAUGCUGAAGAACAUCUGAAAGUCAUUAGCGUGUUUGUCUGCUUUUACAAGAACAGAGAUGAUCGUGCUAAACUGGUGCGUACCUUCAGUUUCCUGGGCUUUGAGAUUGUGAAACCGGGCCAUGCCCUCGUCCCACCUCGACCUGAUGUUUUCUUCAUGGCCUACAAUUUUGACAGGGACUCAUCGGAUGAUGAGUAGCUCUCCCGACAGCUUCUCCAUUUAUCGCUAUAUUCUACUUUCAAUUGCAUGUUUUUUUCCCCCCCAUAUUGUCCCAGCUUAACAUUAAACACAAGUUUGUGUUAAACCCCGGGUUGUAGUAGUCUGUAUGCAAGUACUCAUUUCCCCAAGCUUGUUCUGUUCAAGGGAAUACGUAUAAGCUAUGUAUCUUGUUUCCAGCAUCUGUUUUUGUUGUUUUUUUAUUAAUCUGUUUUCACUGAAGAUUGAUGGUAGCUCCUAAAAAGGAUUUUUUUCUUAAACAUAUUGCAGCUGUUGUUGCCAGUCAGAUUCCAGUUGGAGGAUUUUUCAUUUCUUGAAUGUACAGCAAAAAGGUCAUCAAGUUUACACUCGGGUAUCCCAGCUUUCUUUUUAAUUGGCAAAAUAAUGACCUUAAAUAUCUCAUACUAGCUUUGUUUUUGUCACACUAAUGCCCUCAUUAGUAAAAGGGGUUUUGAAUGGCAACUUUUAAGCAACAACCCCAAUGAUUGGUACUUUCUUGUGGCAUAGUGAAAGAAUUUAGAUGAAGUGGGAUGGAAAGAUGAAUGCUGUUGUCUGUAGACAGUUUAAUUUGAAGUUUAAAGAACUUUGAGUGUAAUGGUACUAAGCAAAAGGAAAGUGAAUAAUCCAAAGUGCUUCUGUAUCUUUCUGCCACAUGUGUCUGACAGUAUUGAAGAAUUUUGUUUUAGAAGUUUAAAAAGAAAAAUGCUGUGACAUUGAAUUUCUCCUGGAUUAGCAUUCCUUAUCGAUCUUGUUUUUGUGAUAGUAUGGAAUAUGUUGUUCACCUGCAUAGUGGUACCUGUUGUGCUUCUGUGAUAAUAAAACACCAAAAAC